UUCACUGAUCACGCUCCGUAGCAGUUUUUGUGGGAAAGAUAAUGCAGGAAGAGUGGACAGUUGUGUUAUAUAUACCAUAUCCCACACAGAGCAUAAAUCUAUCUCCCCACUACCUCUUCCUUUGUUUACCACUUUGAGCGUAAAAAAUCUCUGCAACAUGUUUAAUCAACUGUCUGAUCUCGAUUGUUCGAAAACAACAUGGAGAGUUAAGGCUAGAGUGACGAGAAUGUGGCCUUCGGUGUCAAACACAACUACCGGAAACGAUGGACUAAGAGGCUACAAUCUCAUCUUGCUUGAUGAUAAUGACUGCCAUGUACAUGCAUUCGUGUACGCGGAUAAGUGGAGGUCAGUGGCUGAUAAAAUUGAUGAGGGAUGCGUUUAUGUGAUAUCAAAUUUCUACACAAAGAAACCAACCGGAAAUCUUAAACCUGUGUCUUCUCCUGUUUUGAUUAACUUUUCAAAUUCAACAUCAGUGGAGAAGGUAGAGGAGGAUGACUUUAUGAUUCCGAGACACAAAUUUGAAUUUGUGGAUUUUAGCGACAUGCUUACCAUUGCAAGUGCCAACAAAAACGUGGAAUAUCCGGAGUUCACGACAGAUGUGAUUGGUGUGUUGGAAGAUUAUCAAGGUUUGUCAAAGCUAGGCACCGUAUAUGGACAGAAGGACAUUUCGAGGUUUAGAAUCACCGAUGGCAGGCAUUCGGCAAAAGUCACAGCUUGGGAACAAAUUGCUCUGGCAACUGAUGCUCGAUACAAAUCCAUUACUACACGACCAAUCAUAAUAAUUAUGGCAAGUGUUAAGAUGAAGACCUUUAAAGAUGAAUAUAUCCAGAUGAACACAUGUCCAUCGACCAAGAUUUAUCUCAACCUGGACAAUGAAGUCGUCCAUGCAAUGAGGCAAAGGCUUGAUGAAGAAGGCUAUGUGCCUUCUGAAAAAAGUUUUUCAGACCCUUCUUCAUUGGGUAUGGUUUCUGCACCAGCCAUUGAAACCAUUACUUUGAAAGAAUUGAGUGAAAAGAAUAAGUCGGAGUUUAUCAAGAGAAUGUUUCUAUGCAAAGCAAUUGUUAAGAACAUUGAGGAAAAUGAAAAGUGGUGGAUUGACUGUUGUCACAAAAGCAACUGCAGUGAAGAGCUUUCUAAAGUUGAUGGAAAAUUUAGGUGCCUCAAGUGUCACAGAAACUACCCAAUUCCACAGAAGAGGUUUCGAAUUAUUGUGUUGGCUGAGGAUGAAACAGAGGCAUUUAACUUUGUUCUCUUUGAUCGAGCUGUGAAGAGGAUUGUUGGCAAAACAGCAACAAAGCUGAUCGCUGAGAGGAUUGAUGAUGAAAGCAAUCUUAAAGAUUAUCCGAGUGAACUGAAAGCUAUUCAUGGAAAGGAGUUCACUUUCAAGAUUGAGCUCAAUGAAGACAAUAUCCUUAUCAAGAGCACCGUGUACAAUGCUACAGAUGCAUUUGGUCGUGAAUUCACAGCUUCGUCAAAGUCAGAAGCAAGUACCUCAGACUUGGAGAUCACUGGCUACAAAGAUAAGAAGGACGAAGAUGUUGCAGACAAUGGGAAUACACCAGGUUCAGCCAAAUCGUGCAGCAAGAAGAUAAAAAUGGAAACUUGAGGAAGAAAAUCGCACGCACCAGCUAUGCAUUGAUUGAAUCUGUGAGGAAGGAUCUCUUUGUGAUGCUUUUUUUUAUCAGCUUUUUUUUAAUAAACUCCAGAUUGUUUUUCUGAAAUUCCUAUUGUAGUUUGAUGAUCACAACAUUCUGUUUGAAUAUUUGCUUAUGCAUAUUUGUUUCGUUUGAACAUUAUUUCUAGCUAAAACAAUAUUCUACGUUGCUAUAUAAUUCAUGUAUCGUAUUUAAAGUUAUUGUUGACCUCAAAGUGAUGUGGCUUAUAUGUAUGUCUGUUCGAUAAUAAAAUAUAUACAUGACAAAAAUAUUCGCUUACUCCUCUCGAAAUAAUAUAUCUUUUUAUCACCGCUAACAAUAGCUAAUAAUAUAUA
Molecule: messenger RNA, 1990 nt
Organism: Daucus carota subsp. sativus
Lineage: Eukaryota; Viridiplantae; Streptophyta; Magnoliopsida; Apiales; Apiaceae
Exons: 11
Coding region: 158-1606 (482 amino acids)
Source: RefSeq, a predicted model, not a curated record